Molecule: messenger RNA, 5700 nt
Organism: Linderina pennispora
Lineage: Eukaryota; Fungi; Kickxellomycota; Kickxellomycetes; Kickxellales; Kickxellaceae
Exons: 23
Coding region: 152-5659 (1835 amino acids)
Biological process (GO): rRNA processing
Cellular component (GO): nucleolus; small-subunit processome
Molecular function (GO): protein binding; RNA binding
Source: RefSeq, a predicted model, not a curated record
UGUAUUCCCCCUACCUUUACUUUCGCUUCUUCGUCUGCGUUUCUGUUCUAUUUGGCAUCGUACGUUUUUGCUCAUAAGGGAGAAAUAAGGGUCUCAGCAAAACACAAGCAAAUAGACGAAAAACACCACUUAUACAUAUUAUCGAAAAAGAAUGGCGGGAAAGGGCGACAAGAAACACAACAGCAAGAAGGGCGAGAAGAAGGCGUCCAAGAAGAUCGCAACGGAGGUCGAGGAUUUCCCGCGCGGCGGCGCCUCCGGGCUCACACCGCUCGAGUACCGCGAGGUGUCGCGGCAAGCCGAGCGCGAAGUGCUGUUCUCCGACGGCGUUCUAGCGAGCGACGUCGCCGACAAGAAGAAGCAAAAGAAGCACAAGCGCCGGUCCAGCGAAGACGGCGGCAGUGUGGAGAAGAAAAAGAAGAAAACCAAAAAGUCCCAGCCCACGGAGGACGUGGAGACGGAGACUUUGGAUCAGAUCAUCGACCGUGCGGCGCCAGUCGAGUCGCUGUCGUACAAGCGGCUGACCAAGGGCGCUCUGGUGCUCGGGUGUCUGACGGUGGAUUUGCCGGGCGCCAUGACCGGACAUCUGACACAGAUGGCGGAGAAGAUGGCGCAGGGCGAUGAUAGCGACGAUGAGGAGGAUGGCCUUGAUCUUGGCUCGCGCUUCUACGUCGGGCAGUACGUCAACCAGACGGAUGCAUCGGGGAAGGCCAAGACGCGCGUGGAGCUGAGCCUGAUGCCAGGUGAUGUCAAUGAGCGCAUUGACGUGGACGAUAUCUGUGAGGGCCUGAGCGUGGAGGACCGCGGGUACGUGCUGAACACGGGUCUGGCGACCAGCAAGAUGGCGGCGUUCCUGCCGACCAAGGAGGCGCGCAAGUGGCUCGAGCGCUGGAUGCCCGCGCAGGGCGAGCUCAAGGUCGGGCAGGUGAUUGAGGCGUGUGUGGCGAAAAUCACCGAUGGCCGGCGCUCGCUGCAGAUGACGCUCGACCCCGAGUCGGUGGCUGAGGCCUUACCCAAGGACACGUUCAAGACCAUGGCGUCGGUGCAGCCCGGACAGCUUGUGUCGGCCACGGUCAUGAAGGUGUGGGACCGCGGGCUGUCGCUGCGCUUCAUGGGAUUCUACGACUGCUCGGCCGACCUUGUGUCGAUUGGCCUGACGGGUGCGCUCGACAAGAAGGAUAUCGCGCAGACCUACGAUCUCGGCAAGAUCGUCAAGGCGCGCGUCAUGUACGUGUCGCUGACCACGGCCUCCAAGACUAUCCUGGUGUCGCUGCUGCCGCACAUUGUCGAGAUGUCGCCGCGUCCCGGCAUCACCGGCUACGAGACACCGGCAGCCGCCCAGCUCGUCACUGGCUCAGCAACGGGGGCAGGCACAGGCAAGUUCAGCACAAUGGAUGUGCGCAGCAAGUGGCCAAUUCCCUACGGCACUGUGCUGGAGGAGGUGGCGGUGGUGGGUGUCAACCCGCACAUCGGACUGACGCUUGCGGUUCCAGGUGUCGAGACUGUGCGGUGCCUUGCGCGCAAGGGCGAUCUGGUGGACAACAAGGACCUGGUGCCAGCGCUGAGCCGCACCGCAGGUGUAUUCCAGCUCGGCUCGGUCCACCGCGUGCGUGUUCUCGGGUACGAGGCAAUGAGCGGGCUGGUGCAUGUGUCGCUGAAGCCGUCGGUGGUGGACGAGCCGCUGUUCCGCAUCGAGGAUGUGGUGCCGGGCGCAGUCAUCACGGGCACGGUGCGGCGGCUCAAGGACAGCCGGCUCGUGGUGGCUCUGUCGGGGCGGCUCACGGGCACCGUGGCUGGCGACCAGCUGUCGGACACGCACCUGAAGCACCCGGAGCUUGUGUUCAAGGCCGACCACCCGGUGGCCUGCCGCGUGCUGAGUGUGCAUGCGAAGAAGAACGACAUCAAGCUGACGUGCCGCAAGAGUCUGGUCCAGUCCAAGCUGCCGGUGGUCACGGGAUUCUCCGCCGAGCGCGGCGCCGUGCCGGGCGUCAUCACGCAUGCCACAGUCGUCCACCACACCAAGGCUGGCGUGCUGGUGUCAUUCUACCAGGGUGCUGCCGGUAUGAUCCCGAUGGCUGACAUUUCUGCCAACACCAAGGGCGCCGGCAAGAUCCCGAAGCAGCUGGAGGUUGGCAAGGUCGUCAAAUGCCGCAUCGUGCAGGUCAAGCCGAAGCAGCGCCGCAUCACCGCCAGCCUGAACGUCGAUGCCGACACGAGCAUCGAGGACCUGCAAGCCCGACCCGCCAAGGCCGCAACAUCGGCAAUCAGCAAGGACCUGUCGCAGGUCAGCCCCGGGCAGAUGGUCAGCGGCUCAGUGGUCAAGGUUUCCAGCGACCACUUCACGAUUCGCUUGGACGGCAGCGAUCUGCUGGCGACCCUGCACAAGGGCCAUCUGAGCGACCACACGGGCUCUGUCCUGGACCGCAUGGCGGCGCGGAUUGCCGUGGGCGUGCGGUUCGAUGACCUGGUGGUGGUCGAUCUGGUCAAGAAGCACGGAACGGUCAAGCAGCAGGUGCUGGUAACAGCCAGCGAGAUGCUCAAGGUGGGCAAGACCGUUGUUGGCUGGGUGGACGGCACGGCGGCGUUCGGCGUGUUUGUGCGGUUUGCUGGCGGCGUCACCGGACUGGCGCCGAUCAGCGCCCUGGGUGACCGCUAUACGGUGGUUGCCUCGGUGGUCAGCGUCGAGGACAACCAGACGAAGCUGUCGCUCAAGGGCUCGGUGGUCGAUCCACUGGCCUCUGGCUGCAUUGCUCCGGAGGACUUUGUCGCCGAGUAUUUCGCGCAGCUCGAGGGCCCGCUGGCCGAGCAGAUCGGCGAGCAGAGCCUCGUUGUGGUCAAGCAGAAGCAGCCGUACGGCGUGUUUGUCGAGCCGGCCGCCUCCGAGCUCUCUGCCAAGGAGCGCCUGAGUGCGUGCAAGGACGGCGCUGUUCUGGCUGCCUGCGUUCUGGACGUCGAUUCUGACAAGAACAUCGUCGAUUACUCGCUCAAGGCCACGCUGGUGCCGGACCGCAAGGCCCUCGAUGAUGCUGAAUCUCGGGCCACGGCCGAGCAGAAGCUGGCCGAUGCACGUGCUUCUGCCGAGAAGAAGCGCAGCGACGUUAUUGUCGAGGUGGUCAAGGAGGACUACCUGGUUCUGUCGAUUCCAUCACUGGGCCACCAGAUCGCGUACGCCAUGACUAAGACCUACAAUGACCGGUCGAAGCCGUUUAUGCGCUACAAGAUCGGCCAGCGCCUGUCGGGCACUCCGUACCAGUCGGCCGGCUCCAAGCGCACGUUGGUGUACUUCCAGUCGCGCCACAGCGGCAACGACGACGAGACCCGCCGCAAGGCCAUGGAGCCGGUCGAUCCGGCGCUGCAGUACUUUGAGGACCUGCAGCCUGGCUUUGUCACGCGCGCCAAGGUCACCGGCAUUUCCGGCACCCAGGCAAACCUGAGCAUUGCGGCCAACAUCAAGGGGAGGCUGCAUGUGACGGAGCUCUUCGACGACGACGACGUCGCCGAUCUCGGCGGUGAGACGAUCACAGUCAAGGUCGUGGGUCUGCAUAGCGCCAAGGUAUACAAAUACCUGGCAAUCACGCACCGCGUCUCGCCGCUCAAGUCGGUGAUCGAGAUGACCGUGCGGCCGUCGGAGCUGGCGGCAUCCGGCACGCUUGUGCACCAGGCCCAGCGCCAGAUCAAGGCUGCCAGUGUCAAGCCGGGCCGCGAGUUCAAUGGCUUUGUGGCCGAGAUCACCCACCCGCAGAAGGAGGGCCAUACAGGCGCGCCGUUUGUCAGCGUGGCGCUGAGCCCGAAGCUUCUGGGCAAGUUCUAUGUCACCCAUGUCACGGGCUCGGUGCAGGUGGUCCGUGCGGCGCGGGACGGCAAGUCCCUGGCUGUGCAGCCCGUCGGCGCGUUGCCCGGCGUCCCGCCGCUCCCGGCGUCUGCGGAGGACCUUGCCGUCCAUACGAUCGGCGAUACCUCAAUGACGCCACGGACAGCGACUGAGGGCAAGUCGCGCCAGUUCAUCCGCGGCUUCGUCAACCGCUUCCAGUUUAAGGUCGGCCAGCUCGUGGACGCCGUGGUGGUGCCAGCCGGCAAGGACGUCGAGUCCGCCAGCAAGUUCAGUCCUGUGGAUCUGUCGCUGCGUCCGUCGCUGGUGCACCCCGAGAGCACACAGCCAGUGGUCAUGAAGGCGUCGGAUCUGCACGAGGGCCAGAUUGUGCAUGGCGUGGUUGCGCGGACCACCGACGUGGGCUGCUUUAUUGAGGUUGGAAACCACGUGCGUCUCUCGGACGAGUACAUCCGCGACGUCAAGGCUGCGUUCCCGCGCGGCACAAUCGUCAAGGCCAUCGUCACCAGCGUCGAUAAGGCGCAGGACCGCGCGUCGGUUUCGCUCAAGGCCUCGCGCAUUGGCGGCGACACGGCGCACCGCCGUCUGGAGCAGGUCGAGGUUGGCGAGAGGCUCAAGGGCACGGUUACACGGAUCGAGGAGUACGCCGUGUUCAUUAAGCCCGACGAUGUCUAUGUCACGGGUCUGUGCUACGACAAGGAGAUUGCCGAUAGCGAGGCUCCGGUGGAUCCGCGCCAGCUGUAUGAGAUUGGCGACCGUGUGCUGGCCAAGGUCCUGCGUGUGGAUCUGGAGAAGGGCAAGCUGAGGCUGGGCCUCAAGGCGUCGUAUUUUGCCGAGGCGAUGCCGAGGGACGCCGAGGAGGAUGCUGAGGAGGAUGCCGAGAUGGAGGAUGCGUCCUCUGAUGAGGAGGCCGAUUCUGAGGAGGAGGAGGAGGCCGCGCCUGCGCUCACUGUCUCCAAGGGAUUCCAGUGGGGCGACGCCGAGUCCGACUCUGAGGCCGCGAGCUCCGACAGCGAGUCUGAGGCCUCUGACGCCGAGCAAGACGCGCCGCGGAAGAAGUCGAAGCGCAACAAGUCGAAGCUGCAGACCGUCGACCUGACCGGCGACCUGGCUGACCAGGCACCGCGGAGCACGGCGGACUUUGAGCGGCUGCUGGUGGGCUCGCCGAACUCGUCGUUCCUGUGGCUGCAGUUCAUGGCGCACUACCUGGAGCAAUCUGAGGUCGAUCAGGCCCGUGCCGUGGCCGAACGCGCUCUCACCACCAUUUCGCCGCGCGAGGAGCAGGAGAGGUUCAAUGUCUGGCACCGCUUCGGCACCAAGGACUCCCUGGACGGUGUGCUGAAGCGCGCAAUCCAGUACAUGAACGCCAAGCACGUCUACCUGCAGAUGGCCAAGAUCUAUGAGCGCGCCGGGCAGACCAGUCCGGCCGAGGCCAUGCACAAGACUGCCACGCAAAAGUUCCCCGGCUCCUGCAAGGUCUGGAACGCAAAGGUCGCCGAGUCGCGCGACUUGCUGGCGCGCGCCCUCAAGGCCCUGCCCAAGCGCAAGCACAUCAAGGCCAUUACGCAGUUUGGCCAGAUGGAGUUCAAGCAUGGCGAGCCCGAGCGCGGCCGCACUGUGUUCGAGGGUCGCGUCGACCUGUGGUCGGUGUACUUGGACAUGGAGUGGGGGGCCACGCGCAAGCUGUUCGAGCGGGUGACGUCCAUGAAGCACUCGUCAAAGAAGAUGAAGUUCUUCUUUAAGAAGUGGCUGGCCUUCGAGAAGGCACAUGGUGACGAUGCGCAUGUCGAGCAUGUAAAGAACAAGGCUCGCGAAUACAUCAACUCGCUGUAAGGCAUUUGGGGGUGGUAUUUUAUUACAUCUUUUUCAAAAAC